ACCUACCGGUAGCUCGAAGUCCUGCGCGAUAGUUUGUGUUCGCGCAGAGAAUUAUUGCUUGCGGCCACGAAUGAAUGUACUUCGUAAUAGCUUCAAUUCAAUUUUUAUCGAAGUCGAAGGAAGAACGACUGCCAAUGUAGCCACGGUACGUACGUACCCGUACCGGUAGUUUUAAGAAGUGAAAGGUGUUGUUUGUUCGUCAAGCAAAUAUUUGACAGUGGAAGCUGGGCGAUUGUUGGACGAUACGRCCAAGCACACAAAAGAUUAGAAUACUACAUAUCCAAAAUGUCGAAGAUUAAGAGAGACGACAAUAAACAGAAAUGGGAGGACACGGAAUUUCCGUUGGUGUGCGAGACCUGUCUCGGAGACAACCCGUACGUUCGAAUGACCCAAGAAAAAUUCGGAAAGAAGUGCCAGGUUUGUGAGACGCCCUUCACGGUGUUUGCGUGGCAAGCCGGAACGAAGGGUCGGCUGAAAAGGGUAGAAAUUUGCAGAAGCUGUGCGCAGGCCAAGAACGUCUGUCAGGUUUGCAUCUACGACCUGCAAUACGGGCUUCCGGUCAAGGUGAGGGAUCGGAUUCUAGCCGAGGCGGGAAGCGGCAACGCGUGYGCGGUUGUCCCCCAGUCCGGGGCGAAUAGAGCGUGGUAUACGGCACAGCAAGAAAGAGCACUGGCACAGGGACAAAACAUGGUCGGGGAGGCGAAUGCKUUGGCUGUUGCCAAGUUAAAGGAAAUGGCAAACAUGAAACCUCGUUACGAACGAAACAUGGCGAAAUUGUGUAGUUUCUUUGCGAGGGGGGAAUGCAACCGGGGUGCAAAUUGUCCUUUUCGUCACGAGCUACCGAAAGAUCGAAAUGAUCCCAUGUCRAAGCAGAACACAAAGGACCGUUUUUACGGAUCAAGCGAUCCCGUGGCAAAUAAAAUUCUCGGACGGCAGCGAAGGAGGGAACAAGAGGCCGCAAAAUCCGACGAGAGUGGUUUCGACAAGUCGCGUGCGACGCUUUAUCUACGGUUCAAAGGGGAUGCUCCGUAUCCCAAAUURACAGAGCCAGACAUUCGCGAUAAAUUCUAUUCGUUUGGGGAAAUAUCGUCCGUUCGGAUCCAAGCGGAGAAAGGCCAAGCAUUUGUWGAGUACACCCAACCAGACGCUGCGGAACUGGCUAUCGCUAGCAUGAAUCGACAAUCUCUCCUAAAUAGAGAGAUAAUGGUGAACUGGGCUCGAUCGCCCAAGCGGGGUGAUGCCGACGUCGCAAAGCAUGGGGAGAACAGACGAAGCCUUCCACAGCCUCCGGUCGCUGUGAAGCCCAUGGCUCCACCGGGUGGUGUUUCAAAGCCAUUGGGCUUACCGAAGGGCUUCACCACCGCAAUCAAGCCACCGGCACACAUUGCAGCUAUCGCUGCGGCGAGAAGAAACAAAGCUACAAACGGACCACAAAUUGGCGGUKUCCCUCGGCCCGGAGGCGGUCCCAUCCGCAKGGUAGGAGCAAAUGCCGCGAAGAGCGUGGUAGGCUCCAGGAAACCGUACUACCCCAGUGCAGAUCCGGGACGGUUAGGUUCCAAAACUUCGAAUGCGAAUUAAUGAUCGACAUGAUGCUGUGUGAAUGCACUAUUGCUAACAAUCUGAUUCGAAAACCAGAACUGAAAAGUAACUUUCCUUUUGACAUCAUACUGAAUCUUCCAAUGAGGGCAAAAUAAAUCUAGUUCCAUUUU
Pseudo-nitzschia multistriata is the source of this 1709-nucleotide messenger RNA. The record is from the annotation of a GenBank genome assembly. NCBI's taxonomy places the organism in Eukaryota, Bacillariophyta, Bacillariophyceae, Bacillariales, Bacillariaceae.